CAAAAAUCUUGCUGUUGUAUUGUUACUGCUCCGCUAAAGAUCCACUUAUUCCGGUGAUCCACUUCGUGUUUUCCCGACCGCUCCGCAGCAUCUCUGUGUCCACUCUCUGCCUGGAGAGCGAAGACGACAGUUUCCGAAGUUCGUUGCAUUAACAGACAAAAAAUACAAAAAACACCAAUGCCUUCACAAAAUAACGACAGAGAACGGAAAGAGAGGCUGCUAAAGGCAGUUCAACAUUGCAAACAUGGAUUCAAAGCUCCAUCAAGCCAGCAGGUAAAUCAUAUUGAAUAUUUAGCAGAUUGUCACACUUUAAUUCUUGUUAUUAUAUUUCCCAUUAUAAUCACAUGCUAGUAAUAUAACACAUCAUAAUAUUUUAUUAAAACCAUAAUAAUAGUAGUACCAACCCCCUUAGUGCCCUUUUUGGUUUGGGCCACUGCCCCAUCUAGCAUUUUCAUUUUCUAAAUGACUGUUUUCAUUACAAAUAUAUUCCAAAGAAAAGUGAAUGAUUUAUAAAUAAUUUUGGCAUUAAGGAAUAAUGCAAAAGAAGUUAAAUUAAGGCUUUUCAACCUAAGGCCAGUGGAUUUUGAACAGAUGUAAAUUUGUGUGUAUAAUAUGUACAGUAUAAGUGUGACCUUAUGAAAUGUAGUUUUCACAGAGCUGUGUGUUUCUCUAGUUUUCUUGCUGAACAAACGAAUUAAUUGGUUUGUUUAGUUAAUAUUAACACAAUUAUCAGCACACUAAAGUUUAAAAAAAAUAUCCGGCCCUCACAUCAUGGCGUUAUUUACCAUCCGGCCCUCAGCCUAAAAUGAGUUUGACACCCCUGCCUUAGAUGGUCAGGGCUGAGCCUUUUUUGUUGUUUAGGUUUGAUGCUGUGGUUGUUGUUUUUCUCAUUUUUUGUAUUAUUAUUAUUAUUUAUGUUUUUUCUUGGGUUUCUGUGUGGGGGUAUGUGUUUGCAUGUGUGGUGGAUAGGAGGGGAGGGAUUGCUGACCCGGGCAUCAACCUUAUAAGCUUUUGUUGUUUAACCUGGUUUCUGUUUGGUUUUCUUUUAUUUAUAUGUCAAAUUAUAUUUUGAAUAAAUGAGUAGUUUCAAUGUUAUGUCAUGGAAUGCACGAGGCCUCAAUUCUUCCCAGAAGCGCAUAAUCACUUUGAAGCUUCUUCACAGAAAGAAUAUCCACUUUGCUUUUAUUCAAGAGUCACAUUUUCUUGAAGCUGGUGUACACAGGUUUAAGAAUAAGUACUAUCAUGUGAUUGCUUCCUCUUGUUACACCAAGAAGAGCAAAGGUGUAUUGAUAGCUGCAAAGUGUAGUUUAAAUUAUACCAAUCUGGGCACAGGGGGAUCUGACGAUGGCCGAAUUACUUUUUGUAAAAUAGCUUAUAACGGUAUCAAAAUUGCAUUGGUGAGCGUUUAUGCUCCAAAUUGUUUUGAUCAAUGUUUUUAUAACACAUUGGCUUCUAUAUUAACAAAUCUCCCAGAGUACCAUCUUUUAAUAGGGGAUGAGUUUAAUGCUGUAUGGCUUCAUGACAUUGACAGAACAGGUGCAAUAGAAAGCAGAGAUCAGCGAUUGGCAUCUAUUGCAUUGAAAAAAUUGUCUUCUGAUUAUGGAGUGACGGAUACACGGCGAAUGAUGAACCCCUCCUCUAGAAAAUUUUCCUUUUUUUCAUCUCGUCAUAAGUCUUUUUCAAGAAUAGACUAUAUUUUUGCAUCUAAAACCCUUUUUAGUGACAUUCGCAGUACUGAAAUGACCCCAAUAUCUUUAUCCGAUCAUAGGGCUGUCUUAUGUAGCUUGUCAUUAAGAAUUGGUCAAUCUAGGGCUGUUCGUUGGCGUUUUAAUACAUCUCUUCUCCAGAAUGACAUAUUUAAAGUGAGAUGGAGGUGGAGUUAGAAUGAAAAUAAAUGGUCCAUCAGUUGAUGACCCACGUGUGUUAUGGGAGGCGGUCAAAGGGUGUAUCAGGAACAAAACUAUAUCUUUUGCAUCUUAUCUUCAUAAAUCUAAAAAACAUUGUGUUAAUUGCUUGGAGUCUGAAAUUGCUGCUCUUGAAGAUGAAAUGCUAAGCAAUUCUUCACCAGAAAAUAUUUGUAAGCGACAGAAGUUAAUUGAUGAAUUCAAUAGCUUAUUAAGAAGUGAAGCCGAGUUUACUAUUCAUCGUAAUAGGCGAAAUCAUUAUUAUAGUAGUGCUCGCCCCAGCCGUUUGCUAGCUUAUAAAAUAAGGAAGAAUGAUGAUCUAGCAAGGAUAGCAGCAAUUAGGACUAAAGAGGGGGACAUAACGUCUGACCCGGCACGUAUUAAUAGUACCUUUCAAGCAUUUUAUCAGAAUCUCUAUACAUCAGAGGUAUAGACAACCCUCACGCAUGAUGACAAAGCGUGUGCUGAAUUCCUUCAACCGUUACAUCUACCAAAUUGUCUUCUGUAGCUGUAUGUUUUUUUAGAAGCACCCAUAUUCAGUUGGAUGAAGUGCGAUUAGCUAUUGAAGCAAUGAGAAGAGGUAGAUCUCCGGGCCUGGAUGGAAUGCCACCAGAAAUGUACGAGGCCUUUUGGCCCCAGCUUGGCCCUCUAUUGCUGAAUAUGCUUAAUUUCUCUAUUAAUAGAGGCUCCUUCUCUACUAGUACAAACAUUGCAAUUAUAUCUUCAUUACUUAAGAAGGAUAAGCCAUCUUAUGAAUGUUCCUCUUAUAGGCCUUUGAGCCUCCUGAACUGUGAAGUCAAGCUCUAUCCUAAGAUAUUAGCUACACGUUUAGAGCGCCAUAUGCCCCUUUUGGUCCAUCAUGACCAAACUGGGUUUAUUAAAUCUAGAUUAGCAUCGGACAAUGUCCGUCGCUUGCUUCACAUUAUAGAUUCAGCCUCUGUCUCAGAAGAUCAAAAUGCUAUUCUUUCAUUGGAUGCUGAGAAGGCUUUUGAUCGACUGGAAUGGGGUUAUUUGUGGUCUGUACUCCAAUUUAUGGGUUUUGGUGAUGGUUUUAUCUCUAUGAUAAAGCUACUAUAUACUAAUCCUUCUGCAGUGGUCAUAACGGGAAGCAACUGUUCAACUAGGUUUCCAGUUACAAGAUCGUCUCGUCAGGGUUGCCCCUUAUCUCCACUUUUAUUUUCUCUCUCUUUGGAACCUAUUGCCCAGGCAAUACGGCAGUCAAAGGUUUUAGAACCAAUUAUUAUUUAUGAUACACCACAUUGCAUCUCUUUGUAUGCAGAUGACAUUCUAAUUUUUACAAAUAAUCCUACUAAAUCCCUCCCACACUUACUUAAUAUUUUUGAGCAUUUUAGCAGAAUCUCAGGGUACAAAAUGAAUUGGACAAAAUCGGCUUUAAUGUUGUUUAAUGUUUGACCGAAUGAUCAAAUACCUCUUCUUAAUAUUCCAGUUGUUAGUACUUUUACAUAUUUGGAAGUGUCCAUCUUUCCUUCACUUAAUUUAAUAAUUGCUGGAAACUAUAAUAAUGUUCUAAAAAAUGUGGAAGGGGACCUAAAUAGAUGGGGUAUGCUUCCUACUUCUUUUCAUUCCAGACUUUCGGUAAUUAAAAUGAAUAUACAACCUCGUAUUAAUUUUGUAAGCAGUAUGAUCCCCCUUGCUCCACCGGAUGGUUACUGGAAGAAGCUACAAGGAAUCAUUAGCUCUUAUUUAUGGAACAAAAAAAAAACCCGGAAUCAAAGCAUCUACAUUACAAAGACAUAGAUCAUCAGGAGGUGUCAAUUUGCCCAAUUUUGAGUGCUAUUCUUGGUGUUUUGUUUUGCGUUCGUUUGCCAUAUGGUCUAAUCCAGAGACUUUGGUGUCAUGGCGUCCUAUUGAAGAACGUCUAGUACAACCAUAUUGUUUGUCUAAUUUUGUCUAUUCUAAUAUACCCCAUAAUAUAAUCAAACGGGAUUUUGGGCCAAUAAUUUCUUAUUUACUCAUGAUAUGGUACAAAGUUAAUCGAUUUGCUAAAAUUUCAAAAAAUUUCUUUGCUCAAUCCCCUAUUUUUAACAACCAUUCUCUUCUAAUUGAAAAUAAACCAAUUGUGUUCCCUAAGUGGAGCAAUAGAGGGGUUUGUGUCUUUAGGGAUAUUAUAGGGGAACAGGGUCUUCGUGCAUUCCAUGACCUGGAGAGAUCUUAUAAUUUAACGGGCACUUUUUAUUUUUAUUUACAGUUGCGCGCUGCGAUGCGUGCUCAAGGUGUUCCUUGGGGUAUUGAGUUUGAGAAUCAUCCCCUUCAUGUAAUUGUUGAUACCAAGGGUAAAAUGAAUGGUAUUGUCUCAGUCUUAUAUAAGUUUAUAACAAAAGCUUCAUAUAAGCCAUUACCUCUUUUUAGACUCUGGAAGACAGAUAUUAACAUCUCCCAGGACCCAGACUGGUGUACAGUCUGGUCAAAUAUAUUAUUAUCCUCUCGGAAUCCUGACCAUCAAAUGAUACAUUAUAGAUUAGUCCAUAGGUCUUAUCUAACUCUGAGAAGAUUGCAGCAAAUGAAUUUUAGAGAUAAUCCAUUCUGUGAUUUUUGUACAGACAAUACCGUUGCUACUUUUUACCAUAUGGUGUGGCAGUGUCCAGAGGUCAAUAGAUUUUGGUAUAGCAUUUCAUCCAUUCUAUCUAAUAUUGUAAAGGAACCUAUCCCUUUUUCGCCUUGUUUGUUUUUGCUUAAUGACACAUCAUCUCUUAAACUAACAAUAAACAAUCUGCGUCUUCUUCUGGCUGGUUUGACAGCCGCCAAAAGAAUGAUAGUCUCUUGCUAGAAACCACCACAUACAUUAUUAGUGAAGAAAUGGUUUUCUUCUUACCGGGAUAUU
Misgurnus anguillicaudatus (oriental weatherfish) is the source of this 4746-nucleotide messenger RNA. Lineage: Eukaryota; Metazoa; Chordata; Actinopteri; Cypriniformes; Cobitidae. The record is from RefSeq and is a predicted model, not a curated record.